Quercus robur (English oak) is the source of this 1236-nucleotide messenger RNA. RefSeq names its product NAC domain-containing protein 86-like. The coding region runs from base 1 to 1236 and encodes 411 amino acids. NCBI's taxonomy places the organism in Eukaryota, Viridiplantae, Streptophyta, Magnoliopsida, Fagales, Fagaceae. The record is from RefSeq and is a predicted model, not a curated record. The transcript is spliced from 3 exons. Gene Ontology annotation, molecular function: DNA binding. Gene Ontology annotation, biological process: regulation of DNA-templated transcription.
AUGGCCGCGAUGUUCCCUGUGGGUUUUAGAUUUCGUCCCACAGACGAAGAGUUAGUGAGGUCUUACCUUUACCCAAAAGUAACAGGAACACAAACCCAAGGGGAUGAUCUUAUUCCAAAACACGAUAUUCCAGAACACGAUCUUUACGCACCCAACACUGAACCUUCGAAAAUUUGGAAUCAAUUUGGAGGGAAAAAUCUGGAAGAAAAACAGGAAGAGCUCGAGCUCUUGUUCUUCACAAGGUUGAAGAGGGUCUCCUCCACCGGCUCUCGCAUCAAGCGAACCAUCGGCGGAGGCUGUUGGAAAGGCGAUGCUUCGGGAAAGUCUGCUAAGAAUGUUUUGGAAACAAAGAGUAAAACGAUGAAAAGAAUAGGAUUUAAAAAGACUUUCCAUUAUAAGAAUGAUCAGUCUAAAGACAGCAAUCGUUGGAUCUUGCAUGAGCUUUCCUUGGACGAGUCUUUUCUACGACAUGCUAAGAUAGGAGACAUGGUAGUUUGUCGACUGCGAAAACAACCUAAAAAAGAAGAGAUAAUCCCAAGCACACACGUAUCAAGUCAGACCAGUCAAAAUGCAAAUUUGAUGUUAGAGUUUUUGCUAGAACUUUUGCAAUCAAAUUCAAGAGAAAUAACAAUGGCACCCACGAUGAUCCCUGUGGGUUAUAGGUUUUGUCCCACAGACGAAGAUUUGGUGCUUCACUACCUUUACCCAAAGGUAAUAGGAACACAAACCCGUGAGGACGAUCGUAUUCCAGAACAUGAUCUCUACGCACCCAACACUGAACCUUGGAAAAUCUGGGAAGCAUUUGGAGGGCCAAAUCUGGAAGAAAACCAGGAAGAGCUUGAGCUGUUGUUCUUCACAAGGUUGAAGAGGGUCUCCUCUACGGACUCUCGUAUCAAGCGAACCAUCGGCAAUGGUUGCUGGAAGGGCGAUGCUUCGGGAAAAUACGCUAAGGAUGUUUUGGAAACAAUGACGAGGACAAGAAUUGGAUUCAAAAAGACUUUCCAUUAUAAGAAUGAUGAGUCUAAAGACAACAAUCGUUGGAUCUUGCAUGAGCUUUCCUUGGACAACUCUCUUCUGUCGCAAGCUAAGAUAAAAGAUUUGGUAGUUUGUCGGCUGAGAAAACACCUUAAGAAAGAAGCGAUAACUCCACAUACAAAGGUGUCAAGUCCAGCUACAGAUUUGAUGUUAGAUUACUGGAAAUUAGAUUCAGGAGAAAUAUUAUUUGAUCCCCAAUAA